AUGGCGACCUCGCCUCCGCGCAUUGUCAAGUUCACGAACGGCUAUCUCCUCAAGGACGGCCAGCUGGUCUCGGGUGACCUCUGGGUGUCGUCAGAUACUGGCCGGAUCAUGAGCCCACAAACAGCCUUCUACUCAUCACGACUAACAGCAGACAAGACUGUUGAUCUCCAAGGCAAGAUCCUCGCUCCGGGCUUCAUCGACGUUCAAAUCAACGGUUCACACAAUUUCGACUUCUCCACCCCCAGCCCGGAAUUUGCCUCCGGCUUCGCUCAUGCCAGGAAACAAAUGAUCAAGAGCGGACUGACGUCCUUUGUGCCGACCGUCAUCAGUACACGGCCGGAAGCCUAUCAUGCCGUCCUGCCGCAUCUUGGUCCCUCGGGAAAGACCAGGGACUUCAACGAAGGCUGCGAAAGCCUAGGUGCUCACAUUGAAGGCCCGUUCUUGUCACCGCUCCGUAAUGGCGUUCACAAUCCAGAAGUGCUGCGAGAGGCCAACUCGUGGGCCGACGUGGAGGAGUGUUAUGGAUCGUCCAACCUAGAGAACGUCCGAUAUAUCACCGCCGCUCCAGAGCGAGGACAGAUGAUGUCUCUGAUCCCAAAAUUUGUCUCUCGAGGCAUAGUAUUUUCGGUCGGUCAUUCUGAUGCCACUUUCGAAACAGCCCAGAAUGCUAUUGCCGCUGGAGCGUCAAUGGUGACACAUCUGUUCAACGCCAUGCGACCCUUUGGACACCGAGAUCCUGGUAUUUUCGGGCUGCUUGGACAAUCAGCCCCAACUACGCCUGUCACAUCACCAAAACAAAGUCGACCGACUAGUACGUCGUCGUCCCCCGAGGCAUCACCUAGAUCGUCCAGAAGAUCGACGCCUCGGUCUAGUCUCAGCAUAAGCACAUCAGUGGACGAUCUAGACGAAGGAGCACGGUACAGACAACCUUUUUUUGGCCUUAUCGCCGACGGUAUACACCUAUCUGCGCAAGCGCUAAAGAUUGCAUAUUCUGCUCAUCCACGAGGCGCGAUUCUCGUCACUGACGCGCAGAAGUUUGCUGGAUGUCCGGAUGGUGUCUACGACUGGCGAGGAGAAGAUCGCUUUGUCAAAGAAGGAAAGUUACUCAAGCUUGAGAGCAAUGGACGGAUAGCGGGGAGUGUUGUUGACCUAAUAGACUGCGUCAACAACUUCAAGCGCUUCACAGGAUGCGGCACUGCUAAAGCACUGGAAUGUGUCACGAGCACUCCGGCCAAGAUGCUUGGGAAGGACGUAGAGGCGUCGAAGGGAAAACUAGAAUCCGGCAUGGAUGCCGACUUGGUCGUCCUUGAUGAGACCCCGGACGGGGAAUUGACCGUACAGCAAGUUUGGAAGUUUGGAGUUCAGGUGGCUUGA
Messenger RNA from Exophiala spinifera, 1374 nucleotides. RefSeq lists its product as uncharacterized. Bases 1 to 1374 code for a protein of 457 amino acids. NCBI's taxonomy places the organism in Eukaryota, Fungi, Ascomycota, Eurotiomycetes, Chaetothyriales, Herpotrichiellaceae. Gene Ontology annotation, biological process: N-acetylglucosamine catabolic process. Gene Ontology annotation, molecular function: N-acetylglucosamine-6-phosphate deacetylase activity. The record is from RefSeq and is a predicted model, not a curated record. The transcript has a single exon.